CAUUCUGUGGCUAUAGAACUUGAUAUUCAGAUGCAAUGAUGGGGAACUGAUGGGUUAAAAAUUACAUCUUUUUUUAUCUUUAUCACACUUUGCCCGAACUCGAGGAAUGUUGCCAAUAUUGGGAGAGGUAGAAUAUCAGACCUAACAUCAGGACAGCAGCUAUCACUUUGGUCUAUUGAUUGUUAAACAAGAAUUGCCAGUUACCUGGCAAUCAAGUGGGCCAUGUGGCGUGCAUUUGCACCCUUCAUCUAUUAUGUUUCUGCUGACAUCAGGGUCGUGUAUUAUUUUUCUGAUAGUACUCCACUUUGAGAUGUGAUAGAAUUAGUGCCUCAUAUGGAAAAACAUUCCUAAUGGAAAAUGCUCACACUGUGAAAAGGGGUGUAUGUGCUCUCAGGGAAAGGCAAAGUGCUUUGGAGGAAGAUAUAUAGCGAUUCUAAUGGGAAGCAAUAGGGAAGCAAGUUUAUGUAGCAGUUUUAAGGAAGGAAAAACACAAGGAAGAAAAAGCAGUUAAUGUUGCCACUGGGACCUGUGUGAUCUUGCCUUAAACACAUAUUUUGGCACCUCAAACCAUACUAUUCUAACAGUAGCCCGGAGAUCCAAAACGCUGUUCUAUUGACUGAAAACUUGACCCCAGCUUACGAGAGACGCCAAGACAAGAUUCUGUAAGACGGAUUUUAUCUAGGUUUACUGAACAUGUCCUGAGCUAAUCUAAGAUUGUAUGCUGUACCGAAUACAUUUGUUUAAUGGAAGGUUUAUGUGUCAUAUAUUAAGGUCUGUUUCUAGACUUUGUUUAAGUGCUACACCUUUAUUUGAUGACAUAACAGAGACGGUUUUAUUGAAACCUUUUUUUUAAGAUACUUAAGGCAACUGAUUUUCACUGGUUGAGUGAAUCUCGUCACUAGGCAGAUAUCUCAAGAUUUUUUUACAUACUCUGAAUAAGGAUUAAUUAAUCAUAACAGUUCCAGGAAACAUUCUCGUCAAGCAAUUUAUCAUAAUUUAUCAUCAACUCCUUACAUGUUAUUUGGAAACAAUUCAGCAAACAACUGGUAAUUUGAUAUUGUUAUAUGCCAAGAAAUUUCCAUGUGCCAAGGUUUUCUACUUUGACCUCAAGAGAAAAAACAAGAAAGCAUUGGAAACCAUUAGUUGAGAGAGCUGUGGAAUGCUUCACUCUCUGACUGUAGAGCAACAUGAAUUUAAACUUUGCACUAAAGUUAAUGGAUUUACUAAUGAAAUUUGUGUAUGAUCAAGAAGACAGCCAUGGAAAGAAAGAAAGAUAAAAUGUUAUCAGUAAGCUAUUAAUAUGAGUUUGACUGGGUCAUCUAGUUCAACUUCUGCUUCGGAGGAAGAAAGUACCAUGGUUUCAGAGAAUGGCUCUGAUCAGCUGGAAGAGAAGCAGACGACAUCUGAAACUGACACAUGCAGUAGUUUUCUGCCAGAACUAGCCUCAAAUGAUAGUAAUGGAGGUGCAAGAAAGAAUAGUAAAAGGAAAAGGAAACCGAGAGUAAAGUUUACUGGGAUAGUUACACAACUUAAAAAGAGAGAGGAGGAGAAAGAUGUCAGACGAACUUUCAACCAAGAUGAGAAUCUCAAGUUGGAGCAGAAGUUCAAGCUUCAGCACCUUCACCAGUUGAUGAGAUUUUUUCAAAACCAUGACCCUCCCCCUAUCACAGUGGAGUCUAACUCUCCCUAUAGACCUACCACCUACGAGAUCAGAGAGCCUGGGGCACUAAAUGUGGAAGAAUUCAAGGAGGCCAUUGGAAAUACACUGCAGACCAGAGAAUAUGAUGACCAGUUGGAAAAAUUAUUUAGCAAACUUGACACCUCAGCAGAUGGCUAUGUUGACUGGGAAGAGUUUGCCACAUACAUGCUGCUUAAAUACAGAGAAAAUGAUUAUCUUAGAACCAAGAAGCUCAUCCCAUUUUUGGUCGACCCAAAGAUUCGCCAUAUCUUGCAUAACAGGCAAGAACCAACAUGCAGAAUAGUAGCAGUAGAGAACCCUGUCAGAUUUGUAACCAUUAGCAAGGAGGGCGCAAUCAGUGUGUGGACACCCAACCUGUCUCUGGCGGGCACACAUACCAUGACACAAGAAGAGCCAUCUGCUGGUGGACAGAAACGCCGCUUUAGCAUGUGGGUCACAGAUGCUGCAUACAUGCCAAACUCCAAUAAAAUUGCAAUAGCAUCAACUUCCAGAGAUCUGAGGUUUUAUGACACAUCAACGUCAAAAUAUUUUGAAGAGUUUCAUUUAUAUUCAAUACCAGAUGUACCCUACUGUUUGACAUACUGGUUUGAUAGAAAAAAUCCCAGUGGUGAUUCCUUGCUGAUUGCUGGCAUGGACAGUGGCUCCAUCUAUUUGUUUUACUUUAAAAAACCCAUCACACAGCUGUUUGAAACACCAUUCCAACACACCACUUCUGAAGGAGUUACUAAGAUAUUCUUUAAGGAUCUCAUGUUCCACUCUAAGUGUGUUUGUCUAGAGGUGAUAGAAGACAUCCAUCCUGACAUCAUUCGUAAAGUAAUGUAUCUCCCAGACAAUGAUGGUAUCAUCUCUUCUAGUGCUAGCCCCAGGAACUCUAUAGUCAUCAUGGACAUACAGAAAAAGAAGAGGCCAUAUGUUUUCAAAAUGAAUAAGGGCGCUGAAUGUUUUGACCACAACAAGACCCUGAACAUCCUGGUGACUGGCAGUGCUGAUCACGUCCUGAGGGUGUGGAAUCCCUAUGUAGUCAGUAAACCAGUGGCCAUACUGCAGGGACAUGCUACUGGGGUCAUUGAUGUGGUCAUACAUGAAGAGCUGGUGCAGUUCUUCAGUUAUUCAAGAGAUGCUGUGGUGAAGGUGUGGGAUCUAAAAGAGCACACCUGUCUGCAGACUGUGGUCAUGAAGUUCCCCAGCACAGUACAUGGGCGUAUCCCAGAGCAUGGUCCCUUUCCCCUCCGUCUCCAGCACCCCCCUCACCACGCCCUCGUGGUCAGCUGUAAUGACUACAUAGGAGUGCUGAGGCUGGGUCAGUCGUAUAACGAGAGGACUAACUACCCCACCACACAUAAGACACAGCUGUGUUGUGCAAUAUAUAAUACCUUCUAUAAACAGGUUGUGACAGGUUCUGAUGACUCUACCAUAGCUACCUGGGAUAUAGACACAGGCAGCAAGGCUCUAAUGCUAAGUAAUGCACACGGUGAGGAAGAGAUAACAUCGAUGGUGUUUGAUGGACAGAUGAGAAGGCUAAUUACUGGAGCAAGAAAUGGAACUAUCAAGGUAUGGAACUUCCAAAAUGGCCACAACCUGCACAAACUGGAGGCAGUAGCAGAGGCAGAGGUGACAGGCAUUGUUCCUUUCAGUGACAAGAGGAUCAUUUUGGCAGUGGGCUGGAGUAGGCUGAUAACUCUGUAUGAUGACUCUCAUGCUGAUAACACCUACAUUAAGGCAGAAACUAACUGGAAAGGUGGUCAAGUCCACAAAGAAGACAUCCUCUCAGUGGAUUACUGCCCACCAAACUUGCUGGCCACUGGGACAUUUGAUGGAGAGAUAGUGGUCUGGAGCACUGACACAGACAAACUGUUUCUCAGGCUAAGAAAGGGACAGCCUGUCAAAAUUGACAAGAGAAUGCAAGAGUUUGACAUCAGUCCAGACCCAGAGCGGCCACCAAGCAGACCAAACUCAAGACAUAGAAAAUCACACAAACCUGCCAAAGGGCAAGCAGCCCCAGUGGAUAAGCUGCUAUUCCUCCACAAUCGUGCUCAUGGCAAAUACCUGGACUGUGCCUUUCUUAUCUCCAGUGAGGCGGGUGUUCUCAGGUGGUGGAGCAUAUACAAUAAGAAACAUGAAUUUGGUUCAUUCUACGCGUCAGACUUUCCUGAUGAGUCUGUUUUGGGGAUGUGCUCAGAUCCAGAUAGCAGUAUUCUGGUGACAGGGGACACCCAGGGACAUGUGUCUGUCUGGGACAUCUCAGAGUACUGCCUGAAGGCUGAGGAGAGGCGAAUCAGGCAUAGACCCCCGCUAUUGGCUGGCUGGAGAGCACAUGACUCGGCCAUUGUUAGCACAGAGUAUGUGGAGUAUUCAAGUGACCUCCAUUUUAUUCUGACAGCAUCCACUGACAGGACAGCUAGGCUCUGGAAUCUGGAUGGUCAUUAUGUUGGAACAUUUGGACAGAAACAGCAGUGGAAUUUAGACGAUCCCUCUACAUGGGCACACCCCAAGACCCCCUGGACAGUGGAGGAAGAUGAGUUCAAACUAAAUUUAAGCAAUGGAGGAGAAGAAGAAAAGAGUCCCAAAAUGCCAAAUAUCUCAGAAUCAGCAGUUUCUAGUCCAUGUAAGAGAAAAGAAGAUUCUUCACUUUUUAACUAUGAUGAAAUUCCUACUAUUGAACGUGGAGAGACACUUAUGGAUGAAGACAUACCACUAGCGCCAUCUACAGAUGGAGAAACUGAGAGAGAUGAGGGUGCAGCCACAGCCCAGGAUUCAAGAGCUGUUAGUACAGUCUCUAUACAAAGAGCUGAUAUACCAGUAAAAGCAAAGUCUGUAACAAUAGACACCAGAAUGAACAGAAUAAGCACAGAUAGAGCUGCAGAAAGCACCAUGCCAACAAUGCCCAACAGAGCACAGACAUUUGCAUUUGGAACUUUCUCUGCUUCCCCAAAAUCUAAACUUGGUAUAAAAGUUGACAAAGACCUAGCCAGAAAAAUGCAUGACCGUCAAGAAAGGCGGGAUGCCUUUGGAGAGAUAGAUAUCAAGCAGGCCUCUAGAACAGGCAAACUGUGCUCACCCUUCCAUGCACUGCUCACUCCAGAGUUGCAAAAGAUUGAGCUUCCACCUAAUUUCCCUACCUCCGCAGGUCUUCUAAGUCGCACAUACACUACAGACUCUCUCAACUCUGACGCUGGCUCAGAAAGGCAUCCUAGUGGUCAGUAUAACAAGAAAAAGAAACCAGAAAGGACUAAAAGUAAAAUUCAGAAACUCCCUGCAAUAUAGGAUGAAUUCAUAUCACAAUCUUGUCUAGUGCCACCAUGAGUAAGAGAGAAAAAUGCCAAACCCAGAGGCAUGUUGAUACAUGUACUUCACAGCUGAAAUGGGAUACCUGCUUCACAUUUGAAAUGUGACACAUGCUUCACAUUUAAGGUGUGGAACAUAUGUAUAACGAGGCAGAACCAGUGAUCUAUUUGGCCUUGAUGCUUAUAAGUUCUGGAAUCUCAAGAGACCUAAUUAGGUAAUUCCAAAGGAAAGUGUGUCUGAAAACCCACCUGUUAUGGCAUACACAGUUUCCAAAUUGUUUGGAUACAUUUCAGUGCUUGAAUGUAGUUGUAUGAAAGACCAGAGACCUUUGUUUGGAAGAAAGUCAGAUAUCAAAAUAGAAUUUUUUUCCAAAAUAAUUAUUUUAAUUUUUUAAUCAAAAUUUUUGUUACUUUUUUUAUUUCAUUUAAAAAUGAAUCAGCUUUCAGAGUGAACUUCAAUAAGGAAAAGAACAUUAUUCCACUUGAACUGUGAUAUGUAAAGUUUGUAUGUUUAUAAGGGCUGUCUAUCUUCUUUUUGAUAUUGAAUGUAAAUAUUUUUUUUAAAUUUGUGUCAAAGUGUAUGGAAUGCUGUGUAAAUAUUUUAGUGAAUUCGCAAAAAGCUAUGAAAAUUAUUAUUAAACUAAAGAUACAGUUAUUCUUUUUAUUUAAAUUAAAACCUUCCACUGAUUUAAAAGAGAUUGACAAAAUAUUUAUUUUCCUUAAAGUUUUUUCAACUUUUAUUUUUAAAUUAUGUGCCAUACUGACGCUGACAUAGUUACACAUGCUCUCAAAAUUUUGUAAAAUU
Molecule: messenger RNA, 5788 nt
Organism: Lingula anatina
Lineage: Eukaryota; Metazoa; Brachiopoda; Lingulata; Lingulida; Lingulidae
Product: cilia- and flagella-associated protein 337
Molecular function (GO): protein binding; calcium ion binding
Source: RefSeq, a predicted model, not a curated record